Durio zibethinus is the source of this 1190-nucleotide messenger RNA. RefSeq names its product plant UBX domain-containing protein 1-like. Gene Ontology annotation, molecular function: ATPase binding. Lineage: Eukaryota; Viridiplantae; Streptophyta; Magnoliopsida; Malvales; Malvaceae. Gene Ontology annotation, biological process: protein-containing complex disassembly. The record is from RefSeq and is a predicted model, not a curated record.
ACCUAUUACAAAGAAAUUCCGAACAGGCAAUUAUCUAAUCAAGCAGGAGCUCGUACAGAAGCAACCCACCAAAAGAAAUACAAGAAACUUGAAACUUUUAUUUGCUGCUAAUGAUUGUAGAUGGUUCUUGGCCACAGCCUUUGAAGAGGAGAAGAUUCACGAGCAUUGAUUCCAUGGAGGCUGCAUCAGCCAAGCAUCUAAUAGAACAACAGCUAAAUUUGGCUAAGCUUGUUGCUGCAAAAGAGAAAUUUGGACGAGAAAUUCGUGUCUUUGAAACUGCAGGACUGUUGUCAACACAAAAUGAAGUGUCCAACACUGAGGAGUCAGAUGACUUCUAUGAGUUCACUGCAGAAGAUUAUUGUCGACUAAUGGCAACUAAAAAGGAAGAUAAGUUCUUGAAGACACGAAAAAUUCGAGAAGCAGAAGAGGCAGCACGGAGAUCAAGAAUAACAAAGGCUGUGAUAAGGGUUCGCUUUCCUGAUAACCAUACGUUGGAGGUCAUAUUUCAUCCAUCAGAGACAAUUCAGAGCUUGGUUGACUUCAUCACGAAAGUGAUUGCUCAACCAGAUUUACCAUUCUAUUUGUAUACUACUCCUCCUAAGAAGCAAAUAAAGGACAUGACACAGGAUUUUUUCUCUGCUGGUUUCAUUCCUGGUGCAAUUGUGUAUUUUUCGUAUGAUCUGCCAAAAGGUGAUGAUGCUGCAGCUGCAAAUUCAGCUCCCUUCCUUCAAGAUGAGAUCAUGUCUUUGAAAGGUUUGGACGUCAUCGCUGAGCAUCCAGAGCCAGAUCAAUCUGCCCCAGAACCUGCUGCAGCCAGUGCAGUACCCUCCCCUCUUGUGCAAGAGACAAAGCCUACCGAGAAAAAACCUGCCAAGCCAAAGUGGUUUAAAAUGUGAUUUGAUCACUGCAAGAGUGAGCUCCUUAUUCCCUUUUCGCGCUUAUGUUCCAUUUUGAGAGGUGUGAUUCCCCAUCCAUGUCUCCAUAGUGAUACCGAAUCUUAGCCUUGCUACUGUAGGCGAGCUCCGGCAUGUGAUCUCAACAGUCUUAGACUUCAACAAGCAGUUUGUAAUGCCAGAUCAAAGGAGAAAGUUGUUAAAUGGUGUCUUAACAGGUGACUCUUUUCAUAUGGCAACCAUUUGUGGAGGAUGUUAGUACUUGCAAAGUCAGAUGUGAAUAUUUUUCUCCGUUAA